Molecule: messenger RNA, 3958 nt
Organism: Closterium sp. NIES-67
Lineage: Eukaryota; Viridiplantae; Streptophyta; Zygnematophyceae; Desmidiales; Closteriaceae
Source: the annotation of a GenBank genome assembly
AAGCUGGUAGCUCCGAGAGCUUUUGGAGCCGAUUGAUCUAACCAGGCAGAGCCAGGACCUCGAGAUCUUGGCCUUAGCCCCUGACAUGGGCCUGCCGAGCAGAUAAGCCCGUCAGAUUUCCAUUGUUUCUUUUAGGGUGUAUUAUUUAUUGGCGCCAUCAAUCAGCCGACAGCCGGUUGGGUGGAGUAUUUGCGGACCCACCAACCACUGGAAGUAGCGCCAUGGAUCUCGUGUCGCCGCGUCGUGCGUUGAUAAUCUUGGCCCUCGUUGCGGUACUCGCGUGUACGACGGUGGCGCAAGAAUACUGCUUCCCUUCCGACUAUGCCCGUUUGUCCACAGCAUGCACGGGGACGACGCGUCAGGUGGAGUACAAGAAGGUUCGCGAUUGUAAAGACCCCUUCCCCAUCCAGGAGAUCCACGACGAGCCGUGCACGUGUACGCCCGAGGACUACACUCUCCAGUACAAGACCACGCCUGGGCCCAACUGCACGGAGGAGUUCGUUCCCAACGCAGGGUGUGCCAGUGGUUCUGUAACUGGCAAAGUCAGCGUCGACCCCUUCUUCUGCGAGCUGAGCGCGGUGCCGUGCACGAAGGAGCACCUGCGCGUGGCGUACUCGCAGUGCCUGGGCGAGGCGGGCGUCACUGUCUCCACUGAAGAGGGCGAGAAGCCCGCUGCCCAGGUGAUCUUCUUCUUCAACAAGUCGUGCAACCCAUCAGCCAAGGGCUCCGCUCACCUCCCCCCCCUCAAGUACAUUGCAUGUGACGCCAAGUGCGGCCCUGGCACGUUUCUGCACGCUGACGAAUGCAAGACAUGCGCCGCAGGCACGUACAGCAUGGGGGGCGGCAUGCGGCUGGACAAGAUCUACGAGCUCGACAAGAAGUACUUCAAGACCACAUGCGAGUACUUCAAUGCCACGGGCAAGCAUACGUGCGAACCGUGGUACGUAGAAGAUGGAGCGGUCAAAAUAGGGGCGUUUGACGGCCCAAACGACUAUCUGCGAGACGAGUGCGAUGCGGACCCGGACUACGACUGCCACAACAACCUGCGCGCCGUGCUGCAGAUGACUGUGCGCCUCGUCAGGCCGGGGUACGUUAAGUUCAACUACACGGUGAAUGCCGAGAAGGGUCUGGACGGGCUCUCCUUCUUCAUCGACGUCUCAGAGCAGCCCGUCAUGCCCCUUGACUCCUUCCAGUUCCACCCGAAGCAGGUGAUGUUCAACCUGUCGGAGGGCUACCACCACCUCACGUGGCUCUACUCCAAGGACCACGAGUUCACACGCGGCCAGGACACUGCUGCCAUUACUAUGAUAGAGGUGGACGGUACAGAUUUCAACGACCACCGCUGCAAGCCCUGCGAGCCUGGCUUCUUCAGUGCCGAGGGCGCAACAGAGUGUGUCCCAUGCCCCAUCGACCACAUCUCCAAGGGCGGAGCAGCGCAGUGCGAGGCGUGUCCUGAGAACACAUAUUCGCAGCACAUUCCCCGCUCGCAGUGCUUCCCCAAGCCCACGUGCAGUCUGGAGAAGCAUGCGCGCUACACCUACACGCCGUGCAUGUCCGCCACCAACACACGCACCAAGAAGUAUGAGUGGGUGCAGCCCAAGGUGUGUGCGGGGGGGGAAGAGCUGCCAGUGGAUCUCACCCAGACCUGCCCGCCCUGCCCCUCAGGCCAAUACUACGAGGACGCCCCAGAAAACGGCACCAAGUCCUGCGUUUUCUGCCCUCCCGGCACGGCGCGCGAUGCCAACAAUGAGACGAUGGGCAACGUGUGUGUGCGGUGCGAGCCGGGCAACGUGGCGAUCAAGGCGUUCAAGCUUGAGCACUUUGCGCGGCAGCACGGGGGCCUCCCAGAGGGCUUCACCACUGGGUGCCGCGGCCAGUGCGGGUCGCCCGGCUGGCAUGUGGUCAACGAACGCCUCGAGUCCGGCGCAGGGCACGGCCAGUCCGUCUCGGUGUGGCUCAAGUACGAGGUGAACAUGGAGAUGGACGGCCAGGUCACCUUCAACUACUCAGCGCACCUGCCGCCGGGUGACACGCAGAGGGGCCUCUUCUUCUACGUUGACGAGGACCUCGUUGUGGCCAGCGAGGAGGGGUACGAGGAGGGGGCCUCGGACGCAGUGGUGACAACAGACCCGUGGGAGCUGAGGAAGGGCAAGCACACGCUCAUGUGGGUGUGGAUCAAGCUGCAGGACCAGCAGAACGAUACCACUGACGGCGCCAUUAUUUAUGACGUCCUUAUUGAUGCGGCAGCAAGGGGAGGGGCGAGCUUCUGUGAGCCGGUGCCGGAGGGGGCUGAGCUGGCGGGGCAGGGUUCGUUCUGGACGGUGUGCCCUGCUGGGCUCUACAGCGAGGGGCUCACUGCCAACUGCACCGCGUGCCCGCCCAACACCUACAACGACGUGCCAUUUGGGAGCAAGCUGGCCUGUCAGCCAUGCAGCCCCGGCACCACUUCCCUAGCAGGCAGCAGCGAGUGCACCAUUGGGGACGUGGCUGUACCCUCCUCCUACUGCUCCUACGUGCCCCCCGCCUCGGAGGAAGACGCCAAGAUCCCCCUCACCAUCUUUGACCUUUCGCCGCUCUCCCGCCGCCACCCCGGGCGCAUGUUCGGGCCGAUUUUUGACAACCCCAAGGCCAAGAACCGGUCCGAGGGAGCGCUGUACUAUGUGAACAUGUGCGAGAGGGAUCGGAGCAACCACACGUGCGCGAGUGUGCGCGGCGCACCGAUGAACACGUACGCGUGCAAGAUCAACCCUGUGACGAAGCUGGACAAGCGGCAGGCGCACCGCCUGGCGCACAACCUGGGGAAGAAGAUCAAUCUGUCGCCGCUGGGGCAGGGCGAGGCGCUGUUCCGCAGGGGCUUUGUGAUGACGAUGACGGGGGACACGUGUGUGAACGAGGACAAGGACCGCGAGCUCAACAUCACCUUCAUCUGUGACCCCAACGCCGGCUAUGGCGCACCAGAGGCAUGGACAGAGAGUGGCAAGAAGGCUGCUCUGGACCCGACGCUCAAGUUCCCCUCAUGGGUGGACCGUACGGGCGCUGUCGUGCCCAUCGGCAACGAGGCGACAUGCACAUACGACAUGGUGUGGUACUCGGCGUUUGCGUGCCCCAUGUGCACGUACGACGACUAUGAGAUGGUCACCGUGCCCAACUGCAAGGACAACAAGUUCGUCGUGUUCAAAUACAAGGAGCCCAAGCUGUGCCAGCCCAACCCGCAGGCGCCACUACCGGACGACAUUCCCUGCCAGCCGUGCGCGGGGUACGUGUCAAGCAACAGCACGUGUGCGGACGUCCACGGGCGCCACAACGUCACCUACAUGUACGAGGAAGAGGGUUCCUGCAACCCUAACCUCAACGGCUCCGUCAAGCUCCCGUCCCCAGUCGUCGUCGGCCCCUGCGUGCAGACGCUCUAUAUCGAGUCGGCUGAGUUACUCAAUGGGAAGUACGUGCUGCUGGGCGCGCUGGGCGGCGUGCUGGCCCUGGUGCUGCUGGUGGUGUGGGUGGUGACUUAUAUCAAGUCGCGGCGGCUGUAUAGUGCGUACUCGAAGCUUGUGGAGGAGCAGGAGCAUGGGGGAGGGGAGGAGGAAGGGGAGGGGCCUGGAGGCGGGGCAGAGUUGCAGGAGGUGGAGAUGGCGGGGAAUGAGAGGACGCGGUUCACACAGGAUGAGACGGAUGACAAGUACUGAAAGGGAAGGAUGGAUGGUUGGAUGGAUGGAUGGAUGGUUGGAUGGACGGUGGAUUGAGAUGUGAAUCACAAGGGGAUGGCAAGUUGCCAUGGCAACAGUGCGCAUGUGGUAUUUUUGGUGUUGGAUAUUGCGUCACUGACUACUGUAGUCGUACCAGCUAGGAGAUGAGGAUAUUGUGAACCAAACAUAGAUUUCGCUGUGUGAAUCACUCAUUCUGGCUAUCUAGGAGUGAACCCAAAGAGAUGUGAUGUCCUACAUGACAUGUCUAUUCAAGU